ACUCUAAGCGACUUGAAACAUAUUUCAAACGCGAAUAGCAACUGGCUUUAUUGCUCUACCACGAAAUGACAGAAAAAAUGUCAAAUGUAAAGUUCAAUCCAUGGUCGAACGAAGAUCCAUUCACAACGAGUCUCAGGAAUGUGAUUUCACUGGCGGAAAGAAUGGGAUACACAAAACAUGGAGAAGAAGCGGAUAGAAUUAGAAGCUGUGUAGCUGAGUUGCCAUCUAUUAAACACAUCAAGCUACAAAGAGAAAUCACGAAACAGAAGAAAGAGCUGGAGAAGAUCAAUCUAGAGAUUUUUAAAAGAAUGCAAGACUUUGAGACAAGGGACAUGACCCACCUGGAUAUCAUAGAGAAGAGAACAGAAAAACUGAAGGAACUAAAUGACCAUUUGCAGUCAGUGAUCACUCACAGAGACUUCUUCUUAACUAAGCUACAACAGCCUUUCACAGGGGACUUUAUCAGACUGGAAUCAGCUUUCCACAAACAUGCUAGUGAGCUGUUUGUCCAGCUUGCUCCUGUGCUGUCUAGCUUGUCCUCCCAUGUUGAUGACCUAAUAUGGCUGAGGCAGCAUGAUUUUGCAGAUGGUGUUGUGGACAACCAUCUACUGGAAUUGUCUAGUGCAUUAGCUAGCCUGCAGACCAGGUUCCAGACAGCCAUUCAGCUGUCUCACCAUGUCAGCCUCUUGCACUCCGGUGAUACGUCUCACGUAUCCUCACAAAAUGGCUAGCUAGUAAGUGUACCAUGUCCAGUUAUCCCCAGGAGACUGCGUUCACUGAAAACUGUCACACGUAUUCUCAAAGGACUGAGAAUGAAGAAGAGAUGCAUGAUCAUUGUAUCACAGACAUGGAGCACAAACUAUUUUGUGGCUAAUCCUUAUUUAAUGCAUUGCUGUUGCAAAAUGAGAUACUUUUAAAAAUUUGUAAGUAUUCUUGAUAUUAUGAUAUUAUAAUCUGGAUGUUGAAUGAGUAAUAUUUUGAUUCAUGCAUGUUUGAAUAUUUUUGUGUUAUUUAUAUAUUAUUUACUGAACAGCCACUAGGCUUUUGGAGCUUUACAUUAAAAAUACAAGGGCUGUUUGCUGUGGCAUGAUCUAAAUAGUCGAUUUAAACUGCAGAGACUGAAAGGACCUUGUCAACAAGAAAAUAGAGAUCAUGAAUUUGGUCUUCAGAUCUUGUCCCUAUCUCACGAAUUUUCCGUUGAAGUGGCAUCUGCUUUGCAGGGCUGAUGUUUCCACUGUCAUAUAGCCUCGAUUGCUUUGGGCCUUUUAAACACACCAGAACAUGGGUGUUAGACAGCACAUAACCUAUACAGGAAGAGAAUUCCGCCAAUUGCAUGUUGUUUCUAUUUUGAUGUGAGUUCAGUUUAAAGAGAUAAAAGAAAAAUCCCCCAAUAUUUUAAAGGUGGAUAUUUUCUGCAUAGUACUGUGUGUUUUUAAGAUAACGCGUCAGAGGUGCAUAGAUCAUUAAAUACCUUUCUUGCUUUAAAAGACAAUUGUUACCAAGUUUUAACAGUGCCACGCACUAUAGUUUUUUUUCACUGUUUCUUGAGUGGCGUUGAGUUUUUAUCAAUUGUACAAAUGUCACAAUCUAAAGUAAUCUAAGGUCCUGCAAAAUGUUAUUAUCCCCGCUUUAAAAGUGAGGAACGAAUGGGAAACAUGAGCAAUAAAAAUAUCAGGUUCCGUUU
This is a messenger RNA of Pomacea canaliculata, 1684 nucleotides long. RefSeq lists its product as uncharacterized. Gene Ontology annotation, biological process: centrosome cycle; microtubule nucleation; spindle assembly. Gene Ontology annotation, cellular component: HAUS complex; centrosome; mitotic spindle microtubule. NCBI's taxonomy places the organism in Eukaryota, Metazoa, Mollusca, Gastropoda, Architaenioglossa, Ampullariidae. The transcript is spliced from 6 exons. The record is from RefSeq and is a predicted model, not a curated record. The coding region runs from base 66 to 731 and encodes 221 amino acids.